This is a messenger RNA of Rana temporaria (common frog), 1256 nucleotides long. Its product is annotated as R3H domain-containing protein 1-like. Bases 125 to 589 code for a protein of 154 amino acids. NCBI's taxonomy places the organism in Eukaryota, Metazoa, Chordata, Amphibia, Anura, Ranidae. The transcript is spliced from 3 exons. The record is from RefSeq and is a predicted model, not a curated record.
UCAGCACAGACACAUAGUAUCACUCUGAUCCAUCCUGGAAGCCCCGCAGAGGAAAUGGAAAGACCAGCAAUUUUGUAUCCCCAGACUGUUGCAUCGGCUGCGUGGGCACUGACGGCUCAUCAGCAUGAAGGGUCAGUCUGGACACAGACAUGGAAAUCGGGGAAAAAAAACGGCAAGAAAAGCUGCUUCCACUGACCUUUCUGCUGGUGAACCAGUCAUCGGUAAGGUCUUAGAAAUCACAGAACUGCCAGACGGGAUAAGUCGCAAAGAUGCAGAAAUGCUUUUUGGUGAACUCUUUAAAGUAGGUGCUAAAAUCCGGUGGCUCCGGGACCCCCACUCGCAGCAGACACCGCACCAACAGCAACAUAACCAACACUACUGCAGCAGUGGAGACAACCACACGAGUUCCGAACAGCCCAACCCUUCCACAGACUUGGCCUCUACUUACACCAUCGUCGCCACCUUCCCCACAGUGUCCGCCGCACAGAUUGCACUGAAGAAACACAAUAAUUUAAUGAACAAGUUUAGACUGAGAACAAGCAGAAAGCCCUACGACCUUCACAUCCUAGAAAGAGCAAGCUCUCAAUAGAACGGAGAGGGAGGCCUGGUCACCAGGGGGUCGGCCUCCCCCCUCAGUCACCACCAACGAUUGAAAAGUGCUUCUCUUCUGUACAGAGACAACACUGUUGAUUUCGAACGAUCAUGACCUACUAAACUGAAGACCAUCCUAUGGAACCGGCAUAGAAGAAAAUCGAACAGCAGGAUUGAACCCUCUCCCCUUCCCCUUUUAUAGUCUGUUUGUUUUAUAUUUAUAUUUCUGUAUUGGACCCAAACUUCUCUUGUACAGAGGAAAAAUUGUUGUUCAUACUGAAUGCCCAUGAUGGAAAAAGAAAAAAAGAAGGAAAAAAAGAGAGAAAAAAAAAAACAAAACAAAAAAACCAAGUCUGUGUUUUCUACUCCUUUUCUUUUUUUCAAAGCCAGCACUUUGCCAUCCAUUUUCCUAGAACAGGGUGGGGAAACUUAAACGCUGCACUAAAAAAUGAAAUAAAUAAAAAGAUUCUAUAUACAAUACAUAGAAAUAUAUAUUAUAAUAAUUAUAGACCUACUACUGUUUGGAAGAGACAUCUAGUUCUGUUCCCCUGAUGUCCAAGGGGAUGCCGUUAAAACUACUGGUUCUCUUCACCAUGCCCUUCAGAAGUUCUAUAAUUUAAGGCUUUGUGAAAAUUCAUUGUAAAUAAAUUAUGUUUCUCACUAAA